Messenger RNA from Xenopus laevis (African clawed frog), 1424 nucleotides. RefSeq names its product proline-rich transmembrane protein 2 S homeolog (gene prrt2.S). The transcript has 4 exons. NCBI's taxonomy places the organism in Eukaryota, Metazoa, Chordata, Amphibia, Anura, Pipidae. The record is from RefSeq and is a predicted model, not a curated record. Bases 288 to 851 code for a protein of 187 amino acids.
GAUACAGACACAGAUUCCUCACAGUCAGACACAUUUCUGCUGCUGCUGCUGCUUGAGGGUGGGUGGGUGACGAACCCCUUGAGGGUUGAUCAGUGGGAUUCAGUCCCCCCCAAAUAGCUGGAAACUGCCAGAGAGAGAGGGAGGACAGGAGCGGAGAGAGAGGAGGUGAGACGUGUUUGGCACAAUAGAAUACAACUCUUGCUUUCCCUCCUUAGCCAACCUUUUUUGGAUCCCCCCAAAUAAGUCCUUUAACUGCCUCAUCAAGCAGACUCCUGGCUCCCAUACCCAUGGCGACACCUCCAGCAGAUACAGGGCCACCCCCCGAGGGUCAAGCUGCUUCUCCUGAGCCUGCAGCCCCUGUCUCCACAACUACUGUGGUUGUUAUAGAGGAGCCACAGUCACCACAGGAGGCCACUGGAUCAGAGGUUGAGCAUCAUGUGACCAUCCAAUCCAAAUCUCCCUCCCUCACUGACCUGAAGUCUCAGCCGGCUACUAAUGGAGGACCUUGUGCCCCCAGCUUGAGUGGCUCAGAAGGUCGCCUCGCACAGCCAGUCUCUAAUUCACCCAGACCAAGUCUUUGCAGACAAGAAUCUACCGCCACAGCCAGUGCAACCCAGGAAAAGCCCAAAGACUAUCUGUUUAUUGCCAUCCUAUCCUGCUUCUGUCCAAUGUGGCCUGUCAACAUUGUGGGCUUCGCAUAUUCCCUCAUGUCACGUAACAGUCUGCAGCAGGGGGACAUCGAUGGAGCUUUCAGGCUCGGCCGUGUGGCCAAACUCCUGAGCAUUGUGGCUUUAGUUGGAGGAGUUCUGAUCAUCAUCUUAUCCUGUGUCAUCAAUUUUGGAAUUUUGUGAGUUGGUGAAAGUCUCUUCUCCUCUUGGAUGUUUGGGGGGGGCUCAUGAAAUCCAUGGCGUAUCCGAGACACCAGCUAGAGACUAGAGACAUCCUUGGAAGAGAGCGUGCGAGUGUCCAUGACACAUGAGAGAAUCAGUGUUACUUUGUGUACUUUUUUUAAUGUUCAUAUAAAAAUGCAUCGUUCUGACAAUCUGAUAAUAAAGGAGAUUGUCUUUGGUCACAGGGAAGAAGCACAUUAAUGGCCACAUGUAUCUGCAAUAGGGAAUUCUAAUUGAUAACCAUGUCCCAUAGAACAGGCAUUAGCUCAUUGGCUUUUACUCUCUUAUGGUGCAGAGGUGACCCCCGGUGGUCACUGUGUGUAUAGCAGGACUAUGUGUUUGUGUAUUGAGAUGCUCAAUGGUUUUACACUGCAGAACAUCCAUCAAACUAACUUGUCCCCUGUGAGACACUUGCACGGAAAGACUGAAUUUCUUCAAUGUUUCCUUCCCUCAUAAACUCAUUGUUCCCAGUCUCUAUACAGAUCUUGCAGAGCAUGUGAAUCACAUCUCACCCUCAUCGUAGCCCAAAACAAC